This is a messenger RNA of Saccostrea cuccullata (small rock oyster), 621 nucleotides long. RefSeq names its product complement C1q-like protein 3. The transcript is spliced from 2 exons. The record is from RefSeq and is a predicted model, not a curated record. Bases 31 to 612 code for a protein of 193 amino acids. Lineage: Eukaryota; Metazoa; Mollusca; Bivalvia; Ostreida; Ostreidae. Gene Ontology annotation, molecular function: protein binding.
AAGUAUUUUAUUUGAUAGGAACAACGAAAAAUGUAUCGAGUAACAUUCACCUCCAGCAUUUUGUUUGCUUUUGUUGUGUUGUCUCGUUGUCAUAGCAACUGUCAAAAUUAUCUUGGCGAUUUUGAAAGUUGUGUUGGAACACAUUUACAUUUCUUGAAGAGUAGAAUUGUAGCUCUGGAUGAACAGAUUGGAAGACUGUCGUCUACGAACCAAUCGAAAAGCUUCACAGCUUUCCAGGCUCAGCUCAGCUCUGACAGAAUCUUCAAUGGUGGUUCAAUAUGGAAAUAUGACCAAGUUCUGACAAAUGUGGGAGGUUGCUACAAUCCGGUCACGGGGAAGUUUAUUGUGCCUAGAAAUGGCGUCUACUUAUUCACGUGGUACAGUCUCAGUGCCCCAGGAAAAUUUGCACAUCCGGGAUUAUUUGUGGAUGGGGUUAUUAAAGGGAGACAGGCGUCAUAUAAUAAAGGUGGAGGAAAUAAGUGGAUAACGACUGGAAGCACUUUGAUUCUAAAAUUGAGAAAGGGAAAUGUCGUAUAUAUCAUGGAUGCUCAUGGUUCGAAUUCGCAAGUGUCGGGUGGAUGGACAGCUUUUGGUGGUGUGCAAGUUAGUUAAAAACAGUAA